Messenger RNA from Salvia hispanica, 3671 nucleotides. RefSeq lists its product as uncharacterized. The record is from RefSeq and is a predicted model, not a curated record. Gene Ontology annotation, biological process: shoot system development; negative regulation of flower development; negative regulation of DNA-templated transcription. NCBI's taxonomy places the organism in Eukaryota, Viridiplantae, Streptophyta, Magnoliopsida, Lamiales, Lamiaceae.
UUAACCUCUCUUUCUCUCUCUGUAAAAAAUAAAAACAUUUCCUUCGAAUUUCAGACCUAAAAAAAAGCGAGCACUCCUCCGUUUCUUUCGAAGUCCAAUCAGCGGGGGCUUUUAUCGAAUCGCUUCACCGAAUUCUUAGAGAUGAUAUCUUCGAAUGAAGAUUGUUUCUAUCUGAGCCGUAGAUGGAUUGCGCUGGCUUAAUUAAACACCGCUGGUUUUUUAUCUGAUUUUUCCCCUUCGAUUUCCGAUUAAGGUUAUUUUUAAAUGGAUAAGAGUAUUGUGGCUGUGGAAGAAAGUCAUUGCAGAAGCGAUUAUCCAGUUUCUGCAUCAAAGUCUUUAGGAUCACUUGUCCAGAUUAAUUCUAUAGCUAUAGAUCUCAGUUGUGCCAUGGAAGAGAUUGAGUCGCCCUUGCAUGAGCAUUUUUCAAUACGUGGCUUUGUUGCUGGAAUGCGGAAAAAAGAUUCGAAGACAUGUUUACCAUUUCCCUCCCAAGGAGUAAAUGAUGAUUUGAUCGAUGAUCUACCUCCGUUAUCUGUACCUAAGUUUAGAUGGUGGCAGUGUUCGACCUGUGUCCCAGACUUUGCUGCUGAGGGUACUGGACUUGAAAUGGUGCUUGCAGACAGAAGUGAUGCUGGCACAAGUACUUGUCAGCAUGUUGAUCCAGAGAAGGGAGUUUUGUUCUCACAUAGCAGACGGAAUAUAGGUGAUAGGCAUGUUUUAAAGGAGUCACAUGUUAUAAGGGUUUCUAUAGAUAGGGUAGACAAAGAUCCAAGUGACAAAAUGAAAAAUGCUGGUCCACAGUGCAAGCAUCAUAAAGCUACCACAAGCAGCAAAGAGAAAUCAGUCAAGAUUGAUGAAUGUGGGACUUCAUAUGCUCAUACAACAAAAUCUAAUCCAGUCCAGAUUGUAGAGAGAAAUGAUAACAAUGCAGAUGUGUCAGAUGUGAGAAUAGCUGAGAAUGCUUCGUUCGGAUUUGAUGAGCCAGAUGAUUUAUCGUUCCCAAGUGAUGCCGCAGGUUGUGCAGUACCACGUAGGAGAAAGCCAAAAUUGCGUUCUUUGGCUGAUAUAAUGGAGGAAGAAAAUAAUUCAAUUAGUGAGCAUAUUAAAACGAAGUCUGCUUUGUUCAGUGGGAUGCAGGUUAGAUCUACCGAGAAGGAAGAUGAUUCACGUCAUCGUUCUGAGUUGGAGACGUCUGCUGAUGUGGCAGCAGUAUCUAGAAGUCCUCAUAGGAAAAGAAAGAUUGCUGCUGAAGAAGACAGAGGACCUCCUCAGGAAACUAAUCCACUUGAUACAGCUAAAAGAUUUAAGGGUCCACUUCCAGAUUCAGAUAAAAGACGUAGAACGCUUGAAAUAUCCGAUUCAGAAUCGGGAGGAGAUGGCUCCGCAGAGUCGGAUUUGCAACUUAGUGCAAAGACUCAACAGAACAAGCCCAAAAGAAAUAAAUUUCUUGGAAUCAAAAGAAAGAGGAAGCAUAUUUAUGGUGACAAUGGAAUGCCGAUAAGUGACUUGCUGCCAAAGACAAAUGAGAUGUUUCUGGAAAACAUGCACAGACAUUCUGCUCCAGUCAAGACUAAUUGUGGUAAUAUGGAGAAUGUCUCUCACGUAAUGAGAGGAGAAUUCACACCGCAUUUAAAUAAUUUAAUAUCUAGAAAACAAGUGGAUAGAACCUCUGAUAAGUCCACAAGUAAGAGGCCUGAAGUCGAAGUUGAUCAUAGAACUUUCGUGCCUCCAAGAAAGAGCUUUGUGGGAGGCUGCAGCACUCAAGGGAAAGUGGCCUUGGAGCUUUCACUGAACAGCUAUACAAAUGCUGAGAGAAACUCGAACAGCCAAAUAUCUGACAGGCAGCAUAGGGCCAUUCCGGAUCUGAAUGAGUCAUUCACGGAAAAAUCGUCUUCAUCUCAAUGGAAGCAGUUGUUAACUUCUGAGAAUAGGUGCUCAACUGUGCACAAAAAUUUGGAUAUGGCCACCUCCUCUAGUAAACAUAUGGCUGAAGAAAGAAAAAGACAAUUUGGAGUGUCUACGCCACAAGCUGUCCGAAAGAUACAUAGCAAUGUAGAAUCUGGCGGAAUUGUAGAUGAUAUACCGAUGGAUAUAGUUGAGCUUUUGGCAAGGAAUCAACGUGAAAGGACGCUUGAAAUGUCGAGGAACCAUCUACUUGCUUCUACCAGCAACAGUUCUGUUAGAGGGUCUCCCUCCGUCUACGCUGAUGGAUGUCCUGGCGUCAUCAGUUUCCCUCCAACCAAUGCAAGAAGUGGGAUUAGUGCUAAAAGUGGCGAGACGGGACCCGGCCAAGGUAUCUUGUGUUUCCCACAGGCGAAAAAUUGUCAGUUGGACAUAGGCAGUAUGGAGGAGAACCAGUUCAGGCUUUUCAAUUCAUUCAAAUCUUGUCAACCAAAGAAAUCACAGUAUUUGGCCUCAAAUUCUCUCUAUUCUGGGCCUAGACCUAGUGAAGGGGCUGAUCUAUUAUGGGCUCCAAGGAGGAAGAACGCACCUUUUCAUCUUGAUGUUCGACCAAACCGCUCUGUUCAGCAUAGUGGUAUGGAUAUGCAGUCAAUUCCCGGCCAAAGCUACAAGGGGAUGAAUGUUAGUGAUAUGAAGGGCGAGGCAAGAAGAGCUGCACGUGAUGCCUCUGCAAAGAAAGAUGGUGGAGUCGGAUCAAGCACCAAGUCUGCCGGAUCUAUGGAUGCUUAUACAAAUGAUACAAUACCAGCUAUGCAGUUACUGUCCUUGAUGGAUCGUGGAAUUGUAUCAGGCUCUACAUUCAAAGCAGGUUCAAAUAGCUUUCAUGAUAAACCUUUCUCUCCGUGCAACCACCAUCCACGGCUUAAUGUAAGCGAAAAGCAGAACGACACAUUCCUCAAUGGAUCGUUCUUCUCACAAGGUAUCCACAGUAAUAAGGACUUCCCUAUGUUACUAAACGGUGUCUGUUUCCCUAGUGAAUCCUCUAAGAAAAAACACUAUGCACAAGGCCGCAUGCCUCCACCACGAGGAAACAGUAAAGCCUUCAACGCAGACAGCUCAGAUAAUCUCAUAACUCGACCAUCAAGGGACAACAUGGAAAUGGAGAUUUGCACUCUAAACCGGAAUCCUGCUGAUUUCAGCAUCCCUGAUGCAAAGAAUGAGUAUACUAGAACUGCUAGAGGUAUGAAAUCGAGAAAAAGGAAUUCUUUGAAGGAAAGAUCCCAGGGCCUGAAUUUGGAGGGUCUGAAGAGAGGAAGGGCAAGAAAAGAUGCCACUGUGAGAGAGUAUUCAAGAAAAUAGCUGAGAUAACCUUAUGGCAUUGUUAUGCUUCGCGAGUUGUUGCUGUAAGACUGAGUUUAUGCUUUUCUUUCAAUGGGAUGGAUCUCUUUAGUUUUGUCUUUUUCAGAACAUGUUACACGCAUUCAGGCCAUAUCCAAAUUUGCAUAUGCUUAUGCAUUCAUCAUUUGGGAAUAACAUCAAAGUUACUCGACCUUGGUCCACUUUUCUUUCUUUUAGAUCAGCAUUGAAGCAUAUAUAUGAUACUCCAUAUAGAUAGUCAGAUUUCUCUGCAAGAUCUCAGGGAAUGAUGCUGUGUAAUGUUUGUUGGAGGUUUCAUUCUAGAUUCUUCAACUUAUGUAGUUCAGAAGUGUCUGUUUCUGGACAAACUCACAGAACUAAAUGAAACUAUUUGUGUGAUAUUUCCCUUUUUA